AUGUCAGUCUCUUUCUUCCGGGUUCUUUCUCUGUUCUCUUUCUUCUCUUCUUUUAUUGCUGCGAAUGGCCAGAGCACCAACUCUGCGUCUAACUCUGUUAGCGCAACGUAUGGGAGCUUGAGUGGUUCUCCCCCCGUCGAUCUUGACCUGAUAAGCGUAGACGACGAGGAGUACCUGGUAGAUAUCGUUCUAGGUGGUCAAACCUUCAGGGUCAUUGUCGAUACCGGCUCGACGGACCUCUGGCUGGACUUACAAGGCCUCGACAUCCCGUUAACCAAUACCACGGACCUCAUCGUUGAUACCCAGUAUGCCAUUGGAGAAGUCAAGGGAAACGUCCUGUUCGCGGAGCUACGCCUAGGGCCGUACGUGAUCCCUAGUCAAGCCUUCAUCAACGCCACUAAUGUGACCGCCAUGCCAGAAGGCACGCAGGGGCUAAUGGGCAUGGCAUUCGACACCACAGGAAUCUACGUGAACAUGCUAGAGGCCUGGAGCAGAGACACCGCGAACGAGCUCGCGCGCGGCCCCAUGUCCAACCUCAUCGCCCAGAACGCUUCCGCGCCCGGCUUCUUCGACCUGCGCCUCGGCCGCACGUACGCAAACGGUACUGAGCUGAACGGCCACAUGCUCAUAGGCCAGCACCUGGAGGGUGCGGAGGCGGUCGAGUCGGCACCGAAGCUCGAACGCGUUGAUUUGUUCCACUGGGUCGUCGCGAUGGACGGCAUGAACAUCAACGGCAAACCGUUCACUGGCUGGAACAAGUCCAUCGUCGCCGGCGUGCCCGAAGGCAAGGUCGCCGCAGUCUUCGACUCUGGGUUCACCACGUCUGCUUUUCCGAAGGAGCUCAUUGACGCCAUCUACGGGUCCAUCCCGGGCGCCGUCCGCUACAACGGCAGCAUCCUCGACACCGACAACGGGGCCGGACUGGACAACUGGAUCGUUCCCUGCAAUGCCAGCGCUAACAUCUCCUUCGUCUUUGCCGGCCAGGAGUACCCCGUGCACCCGCUCGACGUCGUCAACUUCUACACCAACCCCCUGAUCGGGGAGCAGGACGGGAUCAGCAUCGCCGCCAACGCCAGCAUCUGCACGAACCGCUUCUUCGCGGGCGACCACGACGAGUCGUACGAUAUCCUGCUCGGCAUGGGCUUCCUCCGCAACGUCUACGGCUCGUUCCACUACGGCAACUACACCCCGCCAGGCGCCAACAUCACCGGUCAGCUGCCGUACGUGCAGUUGCUCUCCGUGACCGAUAAGGACACCGCCUGGGGCGAGUACUACGAGUAUUACACGCAGAAGGUCCUCCAGGGCUCGCCCGAGGUGGACCCCGCUACUUGGCCCAAGUUUAUCGCAGACAUCAACAGCGACGAUAGCGACAGCAGCGAUGACUCCAGCUCCAGUGUCGCUCCCGCAGGGGACCUCGAGGUCGCUGGCGCCGUGGCCGACGGGUCUGGAGACUCGCCCUCGAGCAACUCCGACAGUAACAAGUACGGGCCUAUCGCCCUCGGCCUCCUCGGCGCGAACGUCGCGAUUGGGCUGGCGAUACUCGUGGUGACUCUUACGCUGUGCAUCCGGAGCGCGAAGGGGGAGCGCGAGGCGCGGUAUGCGCCUCUUCGUCUGCCGAAGGAGGCUGGCAUCGUGGACCCGGAGAGGGCCACGCUGUACAGCGACUGA
Molecule: messenger RNA, 1668 nt
Organism: Trametes versicolor FP-101664 SS1
Lineage: Eukaryota; Fungi; Basidiomycota; Agaricomycetes; Polyporales; Polyporaceae
Product: acid protease
Exons: 7
Coding region: 1-1668 (555 amino acids)
Biological process (GO): proteolysis
Molecular function (GO): aspartic-type endopeptidase activity
Source: RefSeq, a predicted model, not a curated record